UAACGGGUGAAUACAGUGCACCGGAAGUAGUGAGGGAGCGAAAAUGACCACUUCCGCCUGUUUCGUUCCCGCCUUAUACGCGCUCAGCCAAUGGGAGCGCGGCUCUGAUAGCUAUGGGGCGUGCAGUGUGAGAGAUUUGGUUGCUGCUGGUGGUCCUACAGCUACUCACCAUCCUUCACCGGCAGAAUGGUUUGAAGAGGAUGGUCCAGAGGAUGUUCUUCUUUCCUCUCAGGGAGGCACACAGUAGUGCGCAUAGCAGGACUAUACUGGUGAGCAGCACAAGACUGAACUUCUUUCCAUAGUUUUGGAGACAAUUUGAGGAUAUGGAGCCCAUGAUCGUUCUACUGGUUGUUGCAAGUUUUUCUGGCAUCUUGGGUCAGACAGAUAUGGCUUGCAAGUCGUUCAUUUUCUCCAAGAACUACAGUUUUCCUGUAGAACUCACAUAUGAAGGGGAUGGAAGCCAGCUUUUGACAGUUCACCGCCUGUCUAAGGUCUUGCACAAAAAUGACUGAGAGCAUCAUGUUCAGUAUCCUGAGUGGACUCCGAUACGACUAUUUCUUUAGCAUUCUUGGUGGAGGUCCUGAUGCCAACACUGGUCUUAUUUGGGUGGAAGGACAAAGAGUGGAUGUUAAUUUUCCAACUGAUGACACAAGGUCAAGUAGAAGUAUCUGUCUGAGUUGGGAUUCUCCUAAUGGUGCAAUGGUGCUCUGGGUCAAUGGAAAGAUAACUGAGAAGAAACAAUUUAAGAAGGAAGGAAUAAAGUACAUCGAUCCUAGGAUAUUUAUUGGACCAGGACAAAUUUUCCUAGGUGGUAAACCAAUGUUAGAAGUGGGGGAGGUCACAGAUGUCCAUGUGUGGAACAGAGUGCUGAAUCCACAGGAUAUUGAGGAUUAUUAUCAUAAUAAGAAAGGAAAAGUUGGUAACAUAAUUAAUUGGAGGGCUCUAAAAUAUGAUGGAUCUGAAGGGGAUUUCAUCAUUGGUCCAUUUCGGUGUAAAUCUUAGAGGUCCUCAACUAAUAUGUAUUUUUCGUAAAAUCUGAUUAAUAAUGCAAGUUGAGAUGGAGGAUAUCAUGCUAUGAUUACUCCUAUGUUCACUUCACACUACUGUUUGAGGAC
Messenger RNA from Bufo gargarizans (Asiatic toad), 1115 nucleotides. Its product is annotated as serum amyloid P-component-like. The coding region runs from base 505 to 1002 and encodes 165 amino acids. The record is from RefSeq and is a predicted model, not a curated record. The transcript is spliced from 5 exons. NCBI's taxonomy places the organism in Eukaryota, Metazoa, Chordata, Amphibia, Anura, Bufonidae.